CUCCAAACAUUUUCAAAUUAAAUUUUCUAAGUGUCUCGUAUAAUAAAUGGCGAAAUUCGGGUUAGCUCUUGUGAUGAUUCUUGUGAUUCAAGGGUUUGUGAGCUUUUCAGAAGCACAAUUGAAGAUGGGAUUCUACGACCAAACUUGCCCUUACGCAGAGAAGAUUGUACAAGAUGUUGUCAACCAACAUAUCCACAAUGCACCCUCUUUGGCUGCUGGCCUUAUUAGGAUGCAUUUUCAUGAUUGCUUCGUUCGGGGUUGUGAUGGUUCAAUCUUGAUCAACGCGACAUCGAGCAACCAACAAGUCGAGAAGCUUGCUCCUCCGAAUCUAACUGUUAGAGGUUUCGAUUUCAUCGAUAAAGUAAAGUCUGCUCUAGAAUCAAAGUGUCCUGGAAUUGUCUCCUGCGCUGAUAUCAUCACCCUCGCUACUAGAGACUCUAUUGUUGCGAUUGGUGGACCGACAUGGAAUGUUCCAACGGGACGCAGAGACGGACGUAUCUCUAACUUUGCCGAGGCUAGGAACAAUAUUCCUCCUCCUUUCGGAAACUUCACGACUCUUAUAACCCUCUUUGGAAACCAAGGACUUGAUGUUAAAGACCUUGUCUUGUUAUCCGGUGCGCACACUAUUGGAGUGUCUCAUUGCUCCUCCUUCUCAAACCGUCUAUUCAAUUUCACCGGAGUUGGAGACCAAGAUCCGUCGAUGGACAGCGAAUAUGUCGACAAUCUCAAGUCACGGAGAUGUUUGUCUCUCGCUGACAAUACCACAACAGUCGAAAUGGAUCCCGGUAGUCGAAACACCUUCGAUCUUAGCUACUACAAGCUUGUCCUGAAGCGUCGUGGACUUUUCGAGUCAGAUGCUGCAUUGACUAUGAAUCCCGCGGCAUUGGCUCAGGUCAAACGCUUUGCCGGAGGAUCGGAGCAAGAGUUCUUUGCUGAGUUCUCGAAGUCCAUGGAGAAAAUGGGAAGGAUUGGGGUUAAAACCGGGUCGGAUGGGGAGAUCCGAAGAACAUGUGCAUUUGUUAAUUAAAAGUGUUUCUUACUUUUUCUUUGGAAUCUUUUUUUUUAAAAUAUCGUUACAUUGGUGUUUUUGUUCUUUUUGUCAAACUUUUUUGGGUGUUUACAAUUUCGAGAUAUGUAUUAUUGUAUGUGGUGAAAAUGUGAUUUUCAAAUAAAUUUCACAGUUGUUA
Arabidopsis arenosa is the source of this 1187-nucleotide messenger RNA. The record is from the annotation of a GenBank genome assembly. Lineage: Eukaryota; Viridiplantae; Streptophyta; Magnoliopsida; Brassicales; Brassicaceae.